Symphalangus syndactylus (siamang) is the source of this 1911-nucleotide messenger RNA. RefSeq names its product speedy protein E12-like. Gene Ontology annotation, molecular function: protein kinase binding. NCBI's taxonomy places the organism in Eukaryota, Metazoa, Chordata, Mammalia, Primates, Hylobatidae. The record is from RefSeq and is a predicted model, not a curated record. Gene Ontology annotation, biological process: positive regulation of cyclin-dependent protein serine/threonine kinase activity.
UCUAUUAUUAUGUGCAUUUUAAUUCUUAGUAUUAAUUUUUAGCAUUUAAUUACAGCCUCAUAAGUACAAAUAAAAACAGGACUUGCUAUUGUUGCCACCUAUUUUCUUUAAAGAUGACAAGCAGCAUCUUAUUUGUGUUAACACAAGUCAUCCACAUAACAAAGAUAGAUAAGAAAAGUGGCCAGGUGUGGUGGCUCAUGCCUCUGCUGGGACAGGGAACAGAGGGAUGCGGAGACCCUGAAGAUGCUUUUGGACAAUGGUCUGCGGUUAGGACAGUGGCAGGAGAUACUAUUCACUCAGGGUCUCCAGGACAAGAGAUCAGCCUGGCAGUUACAUGUGUUUCUUUUCAAACUCGUUGCCAGGUUGGACUGGCCGAUGACAUCAGAGAUUCCGACCUUCCUGAUUGGAAGGACCGGACUCUGUGGGCACCUGGAAGUUCAGUUGGAUAACAGCAUCUUCUCAGAGCUGAUCUCCACUCCUGACUUCUCCCAGCCUCGAGAAUUGAUAACACACUCUUCGGGAUCCUACCAGUGCCCACGAGAAGGCCACGGACAGAACAGAGACUAGUUUCCGUGAGAGGGGAUAGAUUAUGGGAAACAUCAUGACCUGCUGUCUACCGCACCCCCAGGAUGAGCAGAUCCCCCAGCGGAGCACCUCGGGGUACCCCCUCCAGGAGGUGGUGGAUGAUAAAGUGUCGGGACCAUCAGCCCCUGGGGGAGAUCACAGCCCCCCACGUAGGUCCUUUUGCCUGAAAAGGAAGAAGGAGUGCUCGGACGAAUCUGAGGAGUUGUCAGAGGAGUCACAGAAGGAACUCAAGCGACAGCGAGUGUUGCUCAUUCUCCCUGAGCACCACGAGGCCUUCAACAGGCUGCUCGAGGAUCCUGUCAUUAAAAGAUUCCUGGCUUGGGACAAAGAUCUGAGGGUGUCGGACAAGGUCGUUUGGGAUCUGAGCCCUCGGCCACAGUCUGGCCGCAGCCCUGAAGCUCCUGGCCCCUCUACUCUCAGCUCUUUGGGACAGUUCUCUGCCUGGCACACAAAAGACCCUCCUGACACCAGCCGACCUAGACACACCCCCUCCAGAGAUCCCAUCGGAGCCCACCAUCCUGGAAGCAUCACCGAAAACCCUUCCCUCUGGCUUCUCGGAUUUGCAUCCGACCUUCGAAUACCCCUCCACCCCGCAAUUUCCACAUGAGCACAGUCACCCCAACGCUGAGGUCCCUUCUCUGAUGGGCAACCCCUCCCCAGUCCCCCAUUCCACUAUCUCCACAAUCUUCCUCUCCCAAGAUGUGACCUCUCCUUCUCUGUGUUCUUUUCUCUCCAUCAGUACCUCUUGGCUAUGGUCAUAGCGUAUUUUAGGCGGGCCGGCCUCCUCUCCUGGCAAUACCAACGCAUUCAUUUCUUCCUGGCUCUGUGAGUGGUUUGCUACCUCCUAUCGGUCAAUAUCUAAUGCCCUGGGACAGCCGGGGAAGUGGGAUUCCAGCCUUUCAUUUAUUCUUUCACCUAUUUGUCCUCUUUACUCUGUGUACAAAAAAGACAGGAUUAUAGCAUCUUAGACUGUUGUUUCUAAAAAGAAACUCAGGCUGCGCGUAGUGGCUUACGCCAGUAAUCCCAGCACUUUGGGAGGCUGAGGCAAGCGGAUAACCUGAGGUCGGGAGUUCGAGACCAAGCUGGUCAACGUGGGAAAACGCCGUCUCUAUUAAAAAUAGAAAAAUUAGCCGGGCGUGGUGGUGUGCACCUGUAAUCCCAGCUACUCGGGAGGCUGAGGCAACAGAACCCCUUGAACCCAGGAGGUGGAGGUUGCAGUAAGCUAAGGUUAAGCCACUGUACUCCAGCCUGGGUGACAGAGCGAGACUUUUCUGAAAGAAAAAAAAAAGCCAAAAAUCCCGAAAAUCCAAUGCCAGUGUACAAAUA